AUGUUCUCUGUCAUGCUGAUGGACGCUUAUCGUGACGAACGUCCCGGGAUCCGCAUUGCCUACAGGAUGGACGGCCAACUCUUUAAUCAGCGGCGGAUGCACUUCCAGUCGCGUGUAUCCGCAACUUCCGUCCAUAAACUUCUCUUCGCUGCCGUCUGUGACAACUUUCGUCUAAUCGUCAACACGGAGAAGACGAUGGUUAUGCAUCAACUGCCACCCCACGCUGCCUACAUCCCACCCCAAAUCAACGUGAACGGCACCCAACUGCAAGCCAUGGAAAGUUUAACCUAA
Messenger RNA from Spirometra erinaceieuropaei, 291 nucleotides. Lineage: Eukaryota; Metazoa; Platyhelminthes; Cestoda; Diphyllobothriidea; Diphyllobothriidae. The record is from the annotation of a GenBank genome assembly.